GAAAAGGUAUCCGAUGCCUGAUGGGAAAGUGAGGGUGGUAUCAGAGCCAGGAAGGGCGUGUUUGUUUGCAACAGGAAGAAGGAAACCAAGCGGCUUGCAAUUGUGUCGCAUGGCUUUUAAAAGCGAGAACCUCAAGUGCCCUCCCUAGGGAAUCUCCAGGCGCCAACAUGUUCUUUACUUGUGGCCCCAAUGAGGCCAUGGUUGUCUCAGGUUUCUGCCGCAGCCCCCCAGUCAUGAUAGCUGGAGGACGGGUGUUUGUGAUACCUUGUGUCCAACAGAUUCAGAGGAUUUCACUGAAUACUCUGACGCUCAAUGUGAAGAGUGAAAAAGUUUACACCCGGCAUGGUGUCCCCAUCUCUGUCACUGGCAUUGCCCAGGUGAAGAUCCAGGGACAGAACAAGGAGAUGCUGUCUGCUGCUUGCCAAAUGUUCCUGGGCAAGACAGAGGCUGAGAUUGCCCAGAUCGCCCUGGAGACACUAGAAGGGCAUCAGAGAGCCAUCAUGGCCCACAUGACAGUGGAGGAAAUUUACAAAGACCGGCAGAAGUUCUCAGAGCAAGUCUUCAAAGUUGCUUCCUCCGAUCUGGUCAACAUGGGAAUCAGUGUGGUCAGCUACACCCUCAAAGACAUCCACGAUGAUCAGGAUUAUCUUCACUCUCUGGGGAAAGCCCGAACUGCCCAGGUUCAGAAGGAUGCCCGGAUUGGAGAAGCCGAAGCCAAGAGAGAUGCCGGCAUCAAGGAAGCUAAAGCCAAGCAGGAGAAGUUGUCCGCUCAGUACCUGAGUGAAAUUGAAAUGGCCAAGGCCCAGCGGGAUUACGAACUGAAGAAAGCGACCUACGAUAUUGAGGUGAACACAAGGAAAGCCGAAUCUGACUUGGCAUAUCAGCUCCAGGUAGCCAAGACGAAGCAGAAGAUUGAGGAGCAGAAGAUGCAGGUGCUGGUGGUGGAGCGGGCCCAGCAGAUUCAAAUCCAGGAGCAAGAGAUCAUCCGCAAGGAGCGGGAACUGGAGUCCAAGGUCAAGAAACCCGCCGAAGCCGAGCGCUUCCGGCUGGAGAAGCUGGCCGAAGCUGAAAGGUCUCAACUGAUCAUGCAGGCCGAGGCUGAGGCAGAGUCAGUCAAGGUAAAGGGUGAGGCUCGGGCCUACGCUAUCGAGGCCAAAGCCCAGGCUGAAGCUGAGCAGAUGGCCAAGAAGGCAGAAGCUUUCCGGCAGUACCAAGAUGCAGCCAUGGUCGACAUGCUUCUGGAGAAGAUUCCGGAGAUGGCUGAAGAGAUCAGCAAGCCCUUGACCUCAGUGAACAAGAUCAAGAUUGUGUCUAGUGGGAGUGGAGACAUGGGGGCUACCAAGAUCACUGGGGAGGUCCUAGAAAUCAUGAACAAACUUCCCGACACGGUUGAGAAACUCACCGGCGUUAGCAUCUCUCAGCAGAUAAACCAGAAGAAACCAGGUCGAAUGAACUAAACGCUGAAGAUUGGGAGGAUGUGGGUGGGAUCCUUGGUGAGCAUGAACUCCUGUGAUCCUGGUCUGUACGUGUUCAUAUAUAGAGUCUUCCCCGUCAAGAGACCCACCCACCCGCCCUCCAGAGAUCGCCAGACCUUUAAGGACUGAACCGCUGCAUGUUGGCCAACAAUCCUCAACGCCACUGAGGUCUCGUGCACCAGUUGUGUCUCUAUAGCACCCCAGUGUGUACUGUAGGAAUAUCCUAUCACCCACUGCAUCUUGUAAAGCAUGGUCAUUUUGGUCCCAUUCCCACUAAGUCCGCCACAACUCCCGAUCACAUUUCACUCAGUUGAGCCCUGUUACUACUCCAUUGGCCGGGCACUUCUGGACACCAUAUACUUCCUAAAAGUUGUAUGAGGAUUUAAGAAAGAGCCUGCCUUCUAGAAUUCGUGGGAAGGCCACAAGAACGUAAUUCGGAUGUUUAUGAAAAACAGGGGCUUGUUCUUUGAAGUAGGUUGCUGGAUUGUUUGCUGCCACAAUUUCCAAGUGCCAAGAGGCGAUGUUGUUUUUUUUGGUGGGUGGGGGGGUUACUCCCAAGGCAGUGUGCCCAAUGUGCAAAGAAAUUGUAGGAGGUUGGUUUUUGUAUUUAAAAAAAAAUUGAUGAAGGACUUGUGCAUAGCCACACCAACCCAUCUACAUUUUUCCAUGUACAUCCUCCCAUGCCAAACCAACCCCUGGUUUUGUGCCAUGAAUUCUGGGUGCUAUGCCCCACCAAGAUGCUGUACUUGGCCAAAAAGAGGACUUUUGCCUUCGUUUAUGUUCCCUUUCUCCUUGGUAAGAUCUCUUUUUUAAGGAGUGUGUGUUUACAGAGGCGUCGCUGCGUGUAAAUCCAGAAGCAUAGGAAAUCAGAAUAGCAGAAGUAUGCAAAAGAGCCCGUCCCACAUUUUCUUUGUUGUGUGGCAGGCUGGAGGGUGAUCAACGAGGGAGGGAAAUUCUGGUGUGUGAGCGUUGCAGAGGCAGAGAUGUACGCGGGGUGUGCUUUUGUAUCCACUUAGCAGUCAAUGUCUAGAUGUGCCUUAUUAACUGUCUUAACAUCUGGAACAAUCGCACACUGCCACCGACAUUCUCGUGGUUGGGAGCAAAACACGCGCUUCCGAAGAACUGGAAUAUACAAUCGGAAGAAGCCCGUGGGAUAGUCACAGGGAGCUUUACUGUUUCCGGUGGGGGAAGUCCUACAAGGACGUAUGCAUGCUGUUCAUGGAAAACUAGCACUGGUCUUGGUGUAAACUUUUCCUCUGGUUUUCGGCAUGCAUGUGGUGUAACAGGGGAGAGCAUUCCAAUGAGUAACUCCUUCCAUUCGCAGGGCAAAAUUGCGCUCAGUUGUGAGUAUUCUCUCCCUGUUGUCACUUGGCCUCAGUCAGAAAAAGAAAAUACUAGAACCGCCUCUGCGGUCUGAUUGUAAGACCGUUGUGUUGACAUUCUCCCCUACAAUUCUGUCCCCUACCAAUUCAGAUAUCCAGUCUGGGCAUUGAAUCCCCAGCCUUCUGUUCCAUUUCCUUCUGCCUCUGUGUCUCAAACUGUGACCUCCCCCCCCCCUCGCUGCUAACUGUGUAAAUAAAGCACGCCGGAUCUGUUUGCAGGGACCCAAAGUUGGUAUCCUGUGAUGGGGAAGUCAGAUGUUUAUAUCCGGGCCUUCACCCUGCUUACUGUGUUGUGGAGCCUCAGCACUGUGCCUUGUCGGACCCUUACCAAAGGGGGAGGAUUUGCUGCCCCCUCCGCCAUUUUGCUGCUGAGCUGUGCAGCUUAUAAUAAAGGCCAAUGUUACUGCU
Molecule: messenger RNA, 3265 nt
Organism: Sphaerodactylus townsendi
Lineage: Eukaryota; Metazoa; Chordata; Lepidosauria; Squamata; Sphaerodactylidae
Gene: FLOT1
Product: flotillin 1
Exons: 13
Coding region: 168-1457 (429 amino acids)
Biological process (GO): positive regulation of cell junction assembly; regulation of receptor internalization; positive regulation of endocytosis
Cellular component (GO): plasma membrane
Source: RefSeq, a predicted model, not a curated record